Agrilus planipennis (emerald ash borer) is the source of this 1478-nucleotide messenger RNA. Its product is annotated as putative Ras-related protein Rab-33. NCBI's taxonomy places the organism in Eukaryota, Metazoa, Arthropoda, Insecta, Coleoptera, Buprestidae. The record is from RefSeq and is a predicted model, not a curated record. The transcript has 3 exons. Bases 153 to 809 code for a protein of 218 amino acids. Gene Ontology annotation, cellular component: endosome; Golgi apparatus. Gene Ontology annotation, biological process: Rab protein signal transduction. Gene Ontology annotation, molecular function: GTPase activity; GTP binding.
AGAGUAGUUCCAAAACACAUCAAUGGCUAUAGUGUUUGUUGUCAAAUGUUAUUGUUUUGAUAUAACGGUUUAAGUGGUGUUUUCCCUGCACUAGUAUUGUAUAAUAGUAUUACUGGACUUUUUUCCAAUAUUACUUGUUAUUAGUUUAUUUUAUGAUGUCGAUUAAAGUGAUUUCGCCCUAUACCAUCAAAAAAUCUGUGGUAAUUCCUGCACCACCUAAACGAGUUUUUAAAGUUAUCGUCGUAGGAGACUCAAAUGUCGGAAAGACUUCCUUAACGUAUAGAUUUUGUGAAGGUAAAUUUCUCGAAACCUCAGAGGCAACUAUUGGCGUAGAUUUUCGGGAGAGAAUUCUAGUUAUUGAUGGUGAAGAAAUAAAGUUGCAGCUAUGGGAUACUGCAGGGCAAGAGAGGUUUCGAAAGUCAAUGAUUGCCCACUACUACAGAAAUGCACAUGCAGUUAUUUUUAUGUAUGAUGUAACAAAUAGAGCAUCGUUUUUAUCUAUUGAGCAUUGGAUACAGGAGUGUGAUAGCAAUUGUUUUACUGAUAUUCCCAGGAUUCUUGUAGGAAAUAAAUGUGAUGGUAACGCAGCAGUAACAACUGAUGAAGCCCAAAGAUUAGCAGAUAAAUAUAAUAUGCCAUUGUUUGAGACAUCUGCAAGACUGGAUUCUGAAAAUGACAAUGUAGAAGCAAUAUUUUUAACUUUAGCACAUAAGUUAAAGAACCAGAAACUGUUUUUACCAUUAUCAUCAGUAACUACUACAAAUGUCAGACCUCAACAAGUUCAUAAUGAUAGCUCUUGUUAUUGUUAAAGACUGGUAUUAUUUUAUUUUUUGUUUCAUCUCUAACUUUUUAAUACUCUUAAGGGACUGGAGAUACUGUUGUGUCAUUUAAUUAGUAACAAUAACAAUUAAAGAACAUAAACGUCAAUAACUUCACCAUAACAAUAAUGAAUGAAUAAAAAAGGCUAGCAGCUGUAACAAUGGAAGAAUAAGAAUUGCUGACAAUAUUAACAAUAUUUCAACAAUGGGGAACUAAAAAUGGCUGACAGCAGCAAUAAUUAAGAAAUAAGAAUGGCCGACAACAGCAACAAUACUGCAACAAUGGUGAAAUAAAAAUGGAAGACUUAAUAAUCCAAAUUGCACGAGUUAACCAUUUAGUCUUAAAUAAAAGCUUACACUUCUUGAAAAAAGAUAGGGUAUGUUUUUUGGCACGCCAAAGUUGAAAUUAUUGUCAUCAUAUUCGUGCAACUCCAGUUUCUCCUUUAGAAAUGAAAUUAUGGAAAAAUAGACAAUCUAAUUUGUCAUCAUUGACAACUACUUAAAUAAGGUACUGAUUUUUAUUGCAUUAAAUAUAAGUGUAAAAGUAAUUGCAUGAAUAAUCUGUAGUAUUAUUUGGUUUAAGUGAAGUUAUCUUUGCAUUUUUAUCUUAUAAAUACCUUUAUUUUUUUGUCAAAAUGUAAUAAAUAAAUGUUAUAGUUA